UCCUCUUCUCUCAACAAUCUCCACUGCACCGUGCACGAUGGCUCGCGUCGACGGCGUGAUCAUACUCGACCCCGUUGGGAAAUCGCUCAUCACCUCCCACUUCUCGUCCGCAUAUCCUGCAAUAUACACGGAUGCGUACAAUCAUGAGCUCCGCCGCGCGCGGAAAGACGGGCGCGAGCUCGAGCCCGUGCUUUGGGUGCACGGUGUGGCAUUGUGUCACUUGGAGCGCGACGGGCUGCGAUAUCUCAUCCCGCUUACCGCUGAGGUCAAUCCACUAUUCGCCUUUGCAUGGCUCGAGAGCUUCCUCGACACUCUCAAAGAGUACCUCGGAGACGUGACGGAGGUUACAGUGAAGGACAACUUCGAUGUCGUUUACAUGCUCAUUGAGGAGAUGCUGGACGAGGGGCACCCGAUGACGAUGGAGACAGCGAUGCUCAAGGACAUCGUGCUACCUCCCAGCCUGAUGCGCAAGUUGCUCAACGUUGCCGGCGUAUCCGGCCUCCAGGCCCAGACUCCGUCCGCCCCAUUCACCGCGCCAAUACCGUGGCGUCGCCUCGGCAUCCGUCACGCCCAGAACGAGAUCUUCUUCGAUGUCGAGGAAACACUCGACGCCGUUGUGGAUCGUAAGGGCCACGUGCUCUCGGCGCAGGUGUGGGGGCGCCUCGGGUGCAACUCUCGCCUGUCGGGGAAUCCGGAUCUCCUGCUGAACAUGAGUAACACGAAGGCGCUGGCGGAAUGCUCGUUCCACCCUUGUAUCCGAUACUCGCGUUGGGAACGCGACCACGUGCUGAGCUUCAUCCCUCCAGAUGGCAAGUUCAAGUUGUUGGAAUACGAAGCGGCCUCUGUCCCAAAACUCCCCUUCCUUUUGAAGGCAGGGAUGCAGGUGGAUGAAACCGGCGGCCGGUUCAGUCUCACCCUCACAUCGCGAGUGGCACGCCUGGACGAUGUUGUCGUCUCGAUUUUCCUCGGCUCAACAACGACGGGGAUCAGUGCGACACCAGCAGGCGACCGUCGGCCACCAGGUCAAGAAGGUGAUGGAGGGCAUGUCGGUGGCGGCACGGCCGAGUUUGACCCACACACCCAGGUGCUCCGAUGGUCCCUGUCAAGUUUGUUGCAGCACGAGCGCAGCCCAAGCCUCACGGGGUCGUUUGUUUCGUGAUACGUCACGUCCCACUCCCGAUCCAGCAUUCUCCGUCGGCUUCAAGAUCGCCAACCACACAUAUUCGGGCCUGCGAGUUGACCAACUCAAGGUGUCUGGGGACGUGGGGUACAAGCCAUUCAAGGGGGUGCGCACGAGCGCGCGGGCGGGCAGGGUGGACGUGAGGUGGUAGAGCAAUGCAUACUGUAGUAAC
Messenger RNA from Cutaneotrichosporon oleaginosum, 1352 nucleotides. RefSeq lists its product as uncharacterized. The record is from RefSeq and is a predicted model, not a curated record. Gene Ontology annotation, biological process: intracellular protein transport; endocytosis. Lineage: Eukaryota; Fungi; Basidiomycota; Tremellomycetes; Trichosporonales; Trichosporonaceae. Gene Ontology annotation, cellular component: clathrin adaptor complex; cytoplasmic vesicle.